UUUUAAUAGAAGCAUCAAUUUUUGAUUUAGCGCGAAAUGGAUAUUCCCAUGUAUUUACAGAGCUUUGAAAGCAGUGUGAGCUCCUAUACGGGAGACGACCCACUGGAUCAAUGGGACAAGUUUGUGAAGUACCUGGAGCAAAGAUUACCUGCAGACAGUGGCAGCGCGAUGUCUUUGGUGUUUGACAGUCUCGUACAAAAAUUUCUGAAUGACGAGAAAUACGCAAAUGACAUCAGAUAUGUGAACUACUGCAUCAAAUGUGCGAGUUAUUAUUCUGACCCUGUUGCGCUGUAUAGUCACAUCUACAGUAAGGGCAUCGGCACCAGGACUGCUGCCCUCUAUGUGGCCUGGGCACAACAGUUUGAGCAGAAGGGAAUGAAUGAACAGGCUGACGCCCUUUACCAGAAAGCAAUGGAGAACCAAGCUCAGCCAGUGGACACUGUUCUCAGUGAACACAGGCAGUUUCGAACAAGAACUGGAAGCCCGACGCCAGUUUCAGCAGGAGGUCGAACCCCUCUGCAAAACUCCCAAUUAACCAAUCAGAUGUCAUCCCACAGAGAGCCUGUAGCUCUAAACAAUGCCUCUGUGGACUGUCUACCCAAACCACCUACAUACAAGACCACCAUAAUAGUCUCUCGCUCUGAGACCUCAGGGGCGAUCCCCUCCAGUCGCCCCGGUCUUCAGACCGUGUCGGAGUACAUGACGGAUGAACUUGUUUGUGAAGGAUCUGAAUACUGCUUUGAGGAGGUCCGGGCAGAAAAAUACUUCUGUAAACUCCGAAUAAACUCAAUGGAGCAGGAGGAAGGGGGCAUCCUGAGCAUUAAAUCCAUUUUGGAGAAAUUAAACCAGGAUCUGGAGACCAGUGGAGGUUCAGCCAGCCAGCCGUCAUCACAGAGGCUGCCUGUGAUGGAAACAGCCACCACUCUGAACCCUAAUCCUACCCAGCAGUCCUUUGGACACCCUCAGCCCUCAAACCGUUUGAGCAGCAGGCGCUCCCUUGGCUUGAGAUUACUCACCGAGCCAACCUUCAUCCAAGAAGCCAUCGCCAUCUCUGAACCACCUCAACAGCAGCACAACAGCAGAGCCGCAGACACACACGCUCAGAGCUCAGAGGUGUCCCUCCAUCCCUCCGUCCUGGCUGACAGGAGCAUUCGUUUACCACAAUCUGUGCCGACUUCAGCGUCCGCAGACGGAGAGCCUGUCGCCCAGACCUCGCUAGUUCAGCCCCGGUCAGUUGAGCAGCCCGGCAGCUUCGAGCAGGUGAACCUGUCGCUCCACAGUCCUGCCUGCGUCUCUGCUGUGGACAACGAUGUUCUGUGCCAGGACGAUGGAGCUCAGCCCGGCAGCUCGGAGAACUGUCGACCCGAGGAGCGCAACACCGCUCAGCAGGAAGAGACUCACCCCCAGGAGCUCGAGGAGAAACUCAACAUGUCACAGGGAGGCACAGCCAACCUGUCUCACAUCACUCCUAACAACUCACUGGGCUUUAUUCAGGCCACACCAUCAAGGGUGCUGCCGUCUCCCACUGUCAACACACGGGAAGCACUGGAUGUGAUCAUGGACAUGUUCCAAGCCCCGACUUUCCUGGAGGACCCGUUCAACAACGCAUCAGUGCUCCACGCAGCUGAGAGGGAGGUCGAUCACGGCUACCCAAGAAACGGAGGCGUCUCCUCUUUCACCAAGCCCCCGGCUGCAGCGCCGUUUGCUGUCUUCCAAGAUGAUGAUGCUGACAAAGAAAAUGGCAGUGCUGCUGCUCCCUCUGUGGUUGAGAAGUCUAAACCAGUCAGAGCUCUGGCAGAAAUCCCAGUGACUAACAAACCUAAUGACACUCCUCCGGACCUGAUGCCAGAUGAGAGCACCAUGUGGGGAGCUCGCUACAACUCCCUUAACUCGCUGGCUGCUUGUCCCAACAGCACCUCGGACUUCGCCAUGGCGGCUCAGUGUGUCUCCACCCCGUUCACACGCAAGACAUUUUUCAGCGACAACUUUUACGAGGACCAAGAGAACAACUGUGAUGGUGGAGAUGCUGAUGAUGAUGCUUUUAUCAGACGUCAGCCGAAAAAACUCAGCCCCAUCAUGGAGCAGAGUCCGUCGGAUGAAACGGCCAUCAGUCAGCUCGAGCCUUCCUCUGACAGACAUGGCACCAUCUUGGUUAAAGGGCUGUCCACAGUCCAGCACUGCCUGACCACCUCCUCCAUCACCAUGGUGCAGCCUCCCCCUCCUGCUGUACUCUCCUUCAGAGACCAGACCAUGUGUCCCACCGACUCCUCCAUCAACAGGACCACGGCGCCCAGCUGGGAAGUGUACACGAGCCCUGAGCAGCCUCCCAAACAGGUCUCUGUGCUCUCACAGCAACCUGAGAGUUCAGUCAGACCCAAAAGUGAACCCUUCACAAUCAUGGAAGACGUAGACAAACCCGCCAGUCCAGAGCGGGUCCAGAAACAAGUCUAUGAUGUCCCCAUGAGCCCAGAGUGUGCUCUCAAAACGGACUGGUUGGCCAUCAGAAGCCCAGAGGUCACAGUCGAGCCGGACCUGGACGCCUUCCUGAGUCCCCGUCGGCUCAAUAAAGGGGACACAGUUCCCAACCAGACCAUGGAUGUCCCCAUGAGUCCACAACAGCCCCAGCUCUGUGCCGAUGUGCCCAUGAGCCCGGUGCAGCCGCCACAGGACGGCACGGAGGAUGAGCCCAUGAUGAGUCCAGACAGAGGGCUGAGGUCGAGCGCAGACGUGUCCAUGAAUGCAACGACAGCUGCAGUCCAGCUGGUGUCAGACCCCUGGGACGAUGCACUGAUCUCUGAUCUGCUGUCAUCACUCAGCCCGCCUCUCACCUCUCACCCCCGCUGCAUCACCUGGCCGUGCAAAGUACCCAACAUCACCCCAAAGAUGACCAUCAGCAUGGGAAAAGCAUCCCUGCGAGUCGACUGUGUCCUCGGAGAAGGUGCUUUUGCAACAGUUUACCAGGCGACUGACCCCAUGACCUCUGAGAGGAUGGUGUUGAAGGUUCAGAAGCCGGCCUAUCCCUGGGAGUUUUACAUCAACACACAGCUGGACGCUCGUCUCCGGCCCGACGUCCGUCACCUCUACAGCAGCAUCCGCUCAGCUCACCUCUUCCCCAACGGGAGUGUGAUGCUUGGUGAGCUUCACAACUACGGCACUCUGCUGAAUGCAGUAAACAUCUAUAAAACCUUGAGCGACAAGGUGAUGCCUCAGCCUCUCGUCAUGUACUUCACUGUCUGCAUCCUGCACAUGGUGGAGCAGCUGCACAGCAUCAACGUCAUCCAUGCCGACAUCAAACCUGACAACUUCCUGCUAGGAGAGAGGUUCUUGGAGAACAAGUGUUUUGAGCCGGACAACGUGGACCACGGCCUCGUCCUCAUCGACCUCGGACAGGGCAUCGACAUGGAGCUUUUCCCAGAAGGCACUGCUUUCACUGCCAGGUGUUUGACGUCGGGUUUCCAGUGUACUGAGAUGCUCAGCGGCAAACCCUGGAACUACCAGACGGAUUACUUUGGAAUAGCAGGGACCGUCUACUGCAUGCUGUUUGGGACAUACAUGCAAGUCACAACUGACGGCGGCGUGUGGAAGACAAAUGGUGUCUUCAGAAGGAACCCCCACAGCGACUUGUGGCAGGAGUUCUUCCACACUCUGCUGAACGUGCCGGACUGCAGCUCCCUGCCGAGCCUCCAGAGCCUCCGCCGCAAACUGACGGCAGCCCUGCAGCAGAACUACAGCAGCAAACUGCCCACGCUCAAGAGCCGCCUGGUGGUGCUGCUGCUGGAGAGCCACAAGGCAGCAAGGAGAUGACGACAACAUCCGAGAUCCUGAGACAGAUCGGCUUUCCUUCACUUCACGGUGCAAUCUGAACAUUUUUAAAGAUGUGGUGAAAUGUCACUGGAGGAGGAUUUGAUCAUCUGAUUGGAAUUUGUACAUGUAAAAAAGUAAAUAUAAUUUUGUUGCCUUUUUUUUAAGGUUCUUUUUCUCUGCCUCCAAUUAGUUUAACUUCUGGGAGACUGAUGACUAAUUGAAGAAUAAAAUUUGUGUUGAAAUAGA
Molecule: messenger RNA, 4050 nt
Organism: Plectropomus leopardus (leopard coralgrouper)
Lineage: Eukaryota; Metazoa; Chordata; Actinopteri; Perciformes; Serranidae
Gene: bub1
Product: BUB1 mitotic checkpoint serine/threonine kinase
Biological process (GO): protein phosphorylation; mitotic spindle assembly checkpoint signaling; meiotic sister chromatid cohesion, centromeric
Cellular component (GO): nucleus
Molecular function (GO): ATP binding; protein kinase activity
Source: RefSeq, a predicted model, not a curated record